AUGAAGAAAGCAUUACAAGAAGUCCACCAAGCUAAUAAGAACAACGGAUCCACGAAAGUAUUUCCUCAUGGUGGUGAUCGCAGUAAAGAAGGUGAUGAUAUUCAACCAAGCAAGCAGUACAACUACAUGUUAAGAAUGAAUUACCAACAAGGUCAAACAAAGGAGGCCAGACAGAAAAGCAAAAAUACUGAGCCUCCAAUGCCGAACCUUCCUCCCUACAUUACGCAACAAAUGGACGGGAAGGAAGAUCUGAACCCAGGUUUUGAUGACAAACGAACGCGAGGUCCUCCCCCACCCUACCAUACACCAUCUCCUACAGUAUUUGAUGAUGAAUAUCCUGAAACAAGCAUUGAUGAUGAAACAAUCACACCAAGCCCAACUACAGUUAACUCACGUAGAAGCACGGCACCUGAGAUACCUCCACUCAAGUUAACCAAUCUGAAUGGUGUUCUACAACGACAAUCAUCUGUUCCUAUGUCUGGUGAACCUGAUGAAAGGGUUUUAAACUUAGAAGUGAAAGUAUCAGAAGGCCACGUAUUGACAGAAUACGACGGGAUAUGCAGGACACGUCGUGGUCAGUUUGAUCUUGACUCCAUGGCAACCAGGGAUCGCGUUAAGGAGGUUAUACCUUAUCGUGACUGCAGGGUGACACUGCCACCAACAGAUGACAACCCCACGGGGUAUAUUAACGCAUCGCAUAUUAAGGUUGAAGUAGCCGGCACAAUACACAAAUACAUUGCAUGUCAAACGCCUCUCGAUGAUUAUGAAAGUGACUUCUGGCAGAUGGUUUGGCAAGAAGGAGUUUCUAUUGUUGUGCUUAUUGCUAAGGAAAUUGAACACGGCAAAUGUCGGUGUGUGCGAUACUGGCCAACUGAACAAGAUGAAACGUUCGGAGAUUUCAAAAUAUCGUGUCGGUUCGUGACAUCACCAAACGAUGAUGUCACCGAUGUUUCAAGGAAGCGAGUCACUCGUAGUUUGGUUGUGGAACACCGUGGGGAGAAGCGAAGUGUGUGGUUGUUGCAAUACCUAGGGUGGCCGGAGACAGGGGUGCCUAAGGACACAAAGGAAUUUCUAGGUUUCAUGGAAGAGUUAGAAUCAAUCCGUCGAUUAAACGCGGACGAAGCAUCGGUGGUUGUGCAAUGCGCAUCAGGGUCGGGUCGAUCGGGUGUGCUGAUACUCGCUGAACUCAUGAUACAAUGUCUGGAGCAUAAUGAGUGUUUCAACAUACUAUGCAUACCAGCGGUUCCCAAACUUCUUCCUUCCAACUAUUUAUUCUAA
Ciona intestinalis (vase tunicate) is the source of this 1278-nucleotide messenger RNA. The record is from RefSeq and is a predicted model, not a curated record. Lineage: Eukaryota; Metazoa; Chordata; Ascidiacea; Phlebobranchia; Cionidae.